Boleophthalmus pectinirostris (great blue-spotted mudskipper) is the source of this 2443-nucleotide messenger RNA. It is a transcript of the gene xrra1, whose product is annotated as X-ray radiation resistance associated 1. Lineage: Eukaryota; Metazoa; Chordata; Actinopteri; Gobiiformes; Gobiidae. Bases 33 to 1871 code for a protein of 612 amino acids. The record is from RefSeq and is a predicted model, not a curated record. Gene Ontology annotation, molecular function: protein binding. The transcript has 16 exons. Gene Ontology annotation, cellular component: nucleus.
GACAUGCUUUGAAAAUUAAAAUCCAUGACAAAAUGACUCAGUUGUACACAUUUGACAAUGAGCAGAGUAUGAGCUAUCCAACUCAUUGUUUUACAGUCCGAACAUAUCCAGCACGUCGAACAGGUGUUGGACACUGGCUAGUUGCUUACAGAAAAGCAGAGGAAAGCCACUACAAAAAUGUGUACAGAAGGACCAAAGAAACCUACAAGGAACAAAAGAACAAGGGAGUUUCCGUGGGUAGGAUUUUAAAUAAAGACUUUCUUCUCAGACUUCACUGUGUAGAUGAGCCCUUUGAGCUGAGCACUGUGAGCUUAAUUGAGCAGAACUUAAAUGGUGUGAAUGACAAGGAUUUCAAUACGUUUAACAAUGUCAUUCAAAUAGAUGCAUCUAUAAACUUCCUGUCCCUAGGUCAUUUCAGGAGUUUUGUGAAUCUGAGAGAGCUCAACCUGUCUCUGAACAGACUGCAGGACAUGGCAUUCGAUCCACCUGACUUUCCACACUUAGAGGUUUUGGACCUCUCUUACAACAGCUUAUCCAUAGAUGCUAUAGCGGCUAUUGGCCAGCUUUCACACCUCAGAGUCCUUCAUUUGACUGAAAACCAGCUAUAUCAUCUCCCUCUUGAGCUGAGCUCCUCCAACCAUAACACAACUCAGCCAACCUCAAAAGACAACACACAUUUUAGAAGUCUUGAAGUCCUGAUGCUUGAUGAUAACAAAUUAUCUUCUGAUGUCUUCAAUUGCCUGAGACACUUGAAGAGACUGAAGUAUUUAAAUCUUAAGGGGAACCUAAUAUCUGAGGUCCCUUUAUUGAAACUGCUGGAGCAUUUAAAAACAGAACAGAUUUCAGCUGAACACAAUGAGGAAGAAGGAGAGACAGCUGGAAAUAUCAGUGAUAACCUAUUGAAACUUAUGCAGUUCUUUCAGCACAAAGACUGGGACUGCAAAGACUUCAAUUUUCCUUUCCCAGAACUUCAAUUUCUUAAUUUGUCUGGCAACAAGAUUGUAGGGGAAGAGGCACUGUUAGCUGUGGCCCUGUUCCCAAUGCUGAAUGAAAUCGAUAUCAGCUCUAAUCCCCUGACCACUCAGAGAAGCGGAGACCCCCCUCUGCUGACGUACUACCUCCAAGACAAACUGGGUGUGAAAAUAAAGAGGAAAAAUCAACAGGAAGUCAAGUCAUUAACAAAACCCAAUGUGGAGCCAAAGUGGAAGGCACACAAAAUGAUCCCAUAUCUAUCUAAAAAGACACAAGGACUGGAUCAUCAAACUCAAGCUGAAAUCAAGAGGGAGCCGACCACACAGCGGCCCUCUGACCAAACCACUGAACAUAAAACAGAACAGCCCUUCUUCGUCACUGAGAUGGAUGUUGAUUCACAAUUGGACACAGAGACUCCUUUCAAAGUGUCAGCAGAAAACCCAGACAGCGCUGUGGACUUUAACUCUCAGCCAUGGCUAACAGACAUUAAACCAGACCUCACAUCACUGGAUCAGCCCAUUGGAAUUCAGACAGCUGUUCGAAUGCUGGAGCACACACUGAAGAAUCUUAAUGUUUAUAGAGACUCAAAACCCAAGCUUGAUAGCAUCCAGACACCCUACAGAGAGAGAGAGAAAAGGAUUAAGGCACUCCCACCUCCACCAGCCCUGCCCCUAAAGCAACAAAGUGAACAGCUCGACCGAAUGAUUGAGGAAAUAAAACUCCACAGGACAAUGAGAGAAGUACCUUUAACCAAAACCAUUAAAAGAGAGGAUGGCAACAAACAGGACUAUAAGGAAGCUGUGUCUCUACUGAAGGACAUGAAGGCCAAGUACAAGAUUGUCCACAGAAAAACAAUGGAACAAGCCUCGACUCUUGGAUCAGAGCAGCCCCCAAACUGAGCCCACCCUGGCCCCAGUGGGUCCAGACUGACUGAUGCACAAAGUAAACACGAACAAUAGCAGCUCAUAAGGGGAUUCUACAACGUGCAUAUUUUUCUUUGCACUCCCAUUUUCUCAAUAGCGUGUCUGAUUUUUAGCCUUAUUAUGAACAAUGCAUUUUUGUGGUAACUUAUGGCCAUGAGGGAUCAGCCAAAUAAGGAGUUUCAUAUGUGAGUAUUCGCUGCAUUUGGCUGAGCUAUGGAGACGGCAAUUAUUAUUCAAAAAUGACAUUAAUUUCACAUAUAUGGGUAUACAGUGGUGGAUUGUAUCAAAGUAAAAGUUAUAAAGUACAGUAAAGUACUGUAUUUAAGUAUAAAUUUUAGGUACUUGUACUUACUAUACUGUAUGUAAUUUUUUAAAUGGCUACUUUUAACUUUUACUUCAUCACAUUUGAGAGCAGGUUUAUGUACGUUCUUCUUCACUACAUUUUUGAACAUGACUGAAAAGUAAAAAUAUUUUUUAUGAUUGUCUGAGACCUGCUGAAAGACUGAGGGUUUUGCUCCAGUAUCUGUACUUUUACUUAUUUGAGUACU